Molecule: messenger RNA, 699 nt
Organism: Sparassis crispa
Lineage: Eukaryota; Fungi; Basidiomycota; Agaricomycetes; Polyporales; Sparassidaceae
Exons: 1
Coding region: 1-699 (232 amino acids)
Molecular function (GO): nucleic acid binding; zinc ion binding
Source: RefSeq, a predicted model, not a curated record
AUGAACAAAGCAUUUGGCGAUGAAAAUAUUGAAGAAACUGCUCGUACCUUGCUGCGUAACAUCAAGCAAGGGACUCAUACCACGGACGACUACAUUGCCGAAUUCCGAUCACUUGAAUCCAAGGCGAAAUUAGAAGAUGCCAGAAAUAUCGAGUAUUUCAAGUGGGGACUUAACGACCCACUCCGACAAAGGAUAUAUGGGAUGGAGAGCAUGCCCAAGACACUUGACAAGUGGUACGAAUACACCUCACAGUUUGACAACCAAUGGAGAUCUGCUCAGAUCUUCAAGCGAGGAGCCACUACGAUGACACGAGGAAAAAGCCGAUCUACCCAUCGUCCCUACUACUCGACUUCUACGAAGGAUCCGAAUGCAAUGGAUGCUGAUCGUAUCAAUAUCUCGUGCUUAUCCCCAGAGGAGCAACAGAAGAGAAUGAAAGAAGGAUUAUGUUUCCUAUGCGGAAAGAAGGGCCAUAUGGCCAACGACAGACAAUUCCACUUCCAGUCUGGAAGUUUCACCCAUGCUAGAACGAUACAGCCUGGGUUGGACACCGAUACGAUUACAUGGAUCAAGAAGAUGCGAGAAGACCUUGCACAGAAGAAGGAGAUGCUGAAGGAAGAAACCAGAGAGGAACAGAUCGCCUAUGUGCGAAACAUCUUCAACAACAUGACUGAUGAAGAACGAACUCAGUUGGGUUUUUGA